Molecule: messenger RNA, 1581 nt
Organism: Nanorana parkeri
Lineage: Eukaryota; Metazoa; Chordata; Amphibia; Anura; Dicroglossidae
Gene: KCNJ13
Product: potassium voltage-gated channel subfamily J member 13
Exons: 3
Coding region: 94-1218 (374 amino acids)
Biological process (GO): regulation of monoatomic ion transmembrane transport; potassium ion import across plasma membrane
Cellular component (GO): plasma membrane
Molecular function (GO): inward rectifier potassium channel activity
Source: RefSeq, a predicted model, not a curated record
CAUCACACACAUCAAGUUCUCAUCCCACUGGAUGUUGGUUUCUUAUUGAAAAGAGAGACACGUGGUUUAUCAGGUCACUGACCAACUACGAAAAUGGUGCUGCAGGUCAGCACAGAACGGGAGGAGGACACCCACAGCCGUUCCCCAAGAUGUACUCUGCUCAACUCUUGUUCUUACAGAUUGGUGAACAAGGAUGGACAUAGCAGUAUAAAAGCUGUUGGGAUCCAGGGGCAAGGCCUGUCUUACCUACGUGAUAUAUGGGGAUUGUUACUGGAUAUGCGCUGGCGCUGGAUGAUGCUGGCCUUUUCUGCUUCCUUCCUGGCCCACUGGCUUUUGUUUGCAGUCUUUUGGUAUCUACUGGCAGAAAUGAAUGGGGAUCUGGCACUAGACCACGACGACCCACCAGAAAACCACACCAUCUGUGUCAAGUACAUCACUAGCUUCACUGCUGCCUUUUCAUUCUCUUUGGAGACACAGCUCACCAUCGGAUAUGGAACCAUGUUCCCAAGCGGGGACUGCCCAAGUGCUAUUGCUCUUCUUGCAGUCCAAAUGCUUCUGGGGCUAAUGCUGGAGGCCUUUAUUACAGGUGUUUUUGUAGCCAAAAUAGCAAGACCAAAGAACCGUUCCCCUUCAAUCCUCUUCUCGAGACUAGCAGCGGUGGGCAGUCCUGAAGGAAAGCCAUGUUUAAUGUUCCAAGUUGCCAACACGCGGCCUAGUCCUUUGACCAUGGUGAGAGUCAGUGGAAUUCUUUAUCAAGAGAGAGGGGAUGGGCAAAUCCAACAAGUCAGCGUGGAUUUUUCACUGGACAAUCAAGCGUGCAGCAUUGAGUGCCCUUUCUUCUCCUUCCCUCUUACCUACACCCACAGUUUAUCUCCUGGAAGCCCUCUGGCAGCCUUUUUACAACGCGAGACAAUAUCCUUAUCGGGUCAUUUUGAGCUUGUGGUCUGUUUAUCUGCUACUCAGGAAGGCUCUGGUGAAAUCUGCCAGAGCCGUACCUCAUAUCUACCAAGUGAAAUACUUCAAGGUCAUCGCUUUGCACCCUGCCUAACACGUCGACCUGAAGGAGGAUACCGCAUCUGCAUGGAAAGUUUUGGUCGUCCGCUCCCUGAGUUACCACAAGCUACACACAGACAAUCCUACAAAACAGAGCUGGAAGUUUGUGCCAAUGGGCAGAGAGGGGACACCUUUCAAAUCUGCGAGACUGGACUGGGGGAGUAAAAUACAUCAACUCUGUUACUUUCCUUAGCCCUUUCAGCCAUCCUCAUUCCGAUAACCUUGCUGACACUUCUCUAAAGGAAACUCCCACAGGAAGAGAGGGUGGUAUUAUAAAGGCUCCAAAGACUGUUCUGUGAUACCUUACCGAAGUAUAUCAAGCACUAGAACCCCUUUGCUACAGCAGGGGUAUGUAUGACAUUGCCGGCAUAGCAAUGUACAACUACAACAAUGAAUUGCUCAGGGGAGUGCAAGCACUCCAAAAAAGACAGAAUAGGCUUGAGACAACAGUUAUGUGCAGACAGUGGACCAGCACAUUUCAAUAUGUACACCAAGCAAACAUGCACAGAUGCUAAAAUGCAGAUGAUA